Eremothecium sinecaudum is the source of this 333-nucleotide messenger RNA. Its product is annotated as c-type cytochrome. NCBI's taxonomy places the organism in Eukaryota, Fungi, Ascomycota, Saccharomycetes, Saccharomycetales, Saccharomycetaceae. The coding region runs from base 1 to 333 and encodes 110 amino acids. The record is from RefSeq and is a predicted model, not a curated record. Gene Ontology annotation, molecular function: heme binding; electron transfer activity. Gene Ontology annotation, biological process: mitochondrial electron transport, ubiquinol to cytochrome c; mitochondrial electron transport, cytochrome c to oxygen. Gene Ontology annotation, cellular component: mitochondrial intermembrane space. The transcript has a single exon.
AUGCCAGCUCCAUACAAACCAGGUUCCGAGAAAAAAGGUGCUACCUUGUUCAAGGUUAGAUGUGCGCUAUGUCAUACAACCGAGGCUAACGGACCACACAAAGUUGGUCCAAACUUACACGGUGUGUUCGGUAGAUCAUCCGGUCAAGCUGCUGGUUACUCUUACACUGAUGCUAACAUCAAGAAGAACGUCACAUGGACUGAACAAACUAUGUCCGACUAUUUGGAAAACCCAAAGAAAUAUAUUCCAGGUACUAAGAUGGCCUUCGGUGGUCUAAAGAAGGAAAAGGACAGAAAUGACUUGAUCACUUAUAUGGUUAAGGCUUGUAAAUAA